Molecule: messenger RNA, 561 nt
Organism: Trichomonas vaginalis G3
Lineage: Eukaryota; Parabasalia; Trichomonadida; Trichomonadidae
Product: BAR/IMD domain-like family
Exons: 1
Coding region: 1-561 (186 amino acids)
Cellular component (GO): cytoplasm
Molecular function (GO): protein binding
Source: RefSeq, a predicted model, not a curated record
AUGAUAGGCGAAUAUGAUUAUGUUAUUUUGAGCCCAUUCCAUCUAAACGAACAAACGCAACGUCUAGAUGCUAUAUUGAAGCUCAAAAGUAAUAUUAAUUAUACAAUUUCGGCAUUCAGAACUUAUAUUAAUGCAGGCGUAACUCUAGCAAACUCGAUGUCAAACAUUGCGACGAAAUUCUUAGAAUGCGGUUCAUUCUCAAAGGAUCCAACCAUUUCUAACAUUUCUAACUGUAUUUCAUAUUUUAAAUCGGCAUUUGAUUCUCAUUUUUCCUCAGUUGAACAGAAUGUCAUCGAUCCACUUCAACGAUUCAUAGAAAACGAUAUUACUAAUUGUGAAAAACAUUAUAAAGAAUUUUCUUCAAAGAAAAGCGCUUAUUUUGCAGCUCUCGAUAGAAUAAUGACUUCUAAAAACGUCGAUCAAAAGAUUUUAAAUCAACUAAAGUCACAUAAACAAGAAGCGGCAAUAUCAAAUUAUGAAUUUCAACGCGCCUUAGAAAUUGUCGAAAAGAAAAACUCUUACGAGCUCACCGCUACAGUAUGUAUCUUUACGAUCUCAUAG